AUGGAGUUUAAGAAAAUGAGUUGGGUCUUAGCCUGUGUAGGGUUUAUGUUCUUGGGUCUUUGCAAGGCUAAUGGAAAUACCUAUUAUUAUGAUUUUGUUCUGACAGAAUUGAAUUUUACAAGGCUUUGCGAAACAAAGACCAUCUUAACUGUGAAUGGGACUUUGCCGGGGCCGACCAUCACCGUCCAGAAGGGAGACACUGCUUUUGUGAAUGUCUACAACCAAGGCUCAUACGGUGUCACCCUUCAUUGGCAUGGAGUGAAGCAACCACGAAAUCCGUGGUCUGAUGGACCAGAGAACGUAACACAGUGCCCUAUUCAAGCAGGCUCAAACUUCACUUAUGAGGUUAUCUUCUCCACUGAAGAAGGAACAUUAUGGUGGCAUGCUCAUAGCGAUUGGACACGUGCCACAGUCUAUGGUGCCAUCAUUAUUCUACCAGCUCUCAACACCGCUUAUCCUUUUACAACACCAGAUGGAGAAGAAACACUUGUUCUAGGAUCCUGGUACAAGGGAGACGUGAAUGAAAUUAUUGAAAUUGCCCUCGCAACAGGCGGCGAUCCAAACGUUUCAGAUGCCUUCACAAUCAACGGAGAGCCAGGAGAUUUGGUUAAUAAGUGUUCCAAUGCAACAACAUACCGUUGGGUGGUUAAUUAUGGCAAGACGUAUCUUCUCCGCUUAAUCAACGCGGUGUUGAACGAAGAAAUGUUCUUCGCCAUUGCCAACCACAACCUCACAGUGGUAGCUCAAGAUGGUGCAUACAUAAAACCUAUAACCACCUCCUACCUCAUGAUAACUCCAGGCCAAACCAUGGACAUUUUGGUAGUUGCAAACCAGUCUCCCAGCUCCUAUCACGUAGCUUCCCAUGCUUUUGUUGAUGGGGAUGUUGCAUUCAACAACGGCACCACCUCUGCCAUUCUUCAAUACAACGGCAGCACCACCCCCUCAACCAUUCCCACUCCGAUUCUUCCUGAUUUCGCCGACGGAACGGCUGCCUCAAACUUCACUACGCAAGUGAGGGCCUUGGCAAGCAAAGACUACCCCAUUAGUGUCCCGUUACACAUCACACACACGCUCUUCAUCUCUGUUUCCGUAAAUGAAAGAAUUUGUCCCAAUUCUUCUUGUGAUGGGCCAGAUAAUAAUGCACUUGCUGCAAGCUUAAACAACAUCAGUUUUGUGACUCCAUCGAUUGAUAUACUGCAAGCCUAUUACGGGUCAAUUAAGGGAGUUUAUUCAGCUAAUUUCCCACACAAACCUUAUAUUUUCAACUUCACGGGACAUGUGCGAAACGACACAAUAUAUCCUAACUUUGGAACGAAGGUGAGGAUGAUUAAAUAUGGUGAAGAAGUUGAGAUAAUCUAUCAAGGGACCAACAUGAUUGCCGCUGAGAACCAUCCGAUGCAUCUCCAUGGUUUCAGCUUCUAUUUGGUUGGAACUGGUUCUGGGAAUUGGGACCCUAAUCAGGCCCCUAAGACCUACAAUUUGGUUGAUCCACCUGAAGUAAACACCAUUGGUGUACCAAAGAAUGGAUGGGCAACCGUCAGAUUUAAGGCUGAUAAUCCUGGAGUAUGGUUUAUGCACUGUCAUUUGGAAAGGCACGCCAGCUGGGGAAUGGCCACUGUACUCAUUGUGACAGAUGGAAACACCGCUGAGACCAGCAUGCUCCCAGCACCUGCUUAUAUGCCUCCUUGUAAAUAA
Messenger RNA from Prunus armeniaca (apricot), 1695 nucleotides. The record is from the annotation of a GenBank genome assembly. NCBI's taxonomy places the organism in Eukaryota, Viridiplantae, Streptophyta, Magnoliopsida, Rosales, Rosaceae.